Callorhinchus milii (elephant shark) is the source of this 3057-nucleotide messenger RNA. Its product is annotated as LIM domain-binding protein 1-like. The record is from RefSeq and is a predicted model, not a curated record. NCBI's taxonomy places the organism in Eukaryota, Metazoa, Chordata, Chondrichthyes, Chimaeriformes, Callorhinchidae. The transcript is spliced from 8 exons. Gene Ontology annotation, molecular function: LIM domain binding. Bases 36 to 965 code for a protein of 309 amino acids. Gene Ontology annotation, biological process: negative regulation of transcription by RNA polymerase II; positive regulation of transcription by RNA polymerase II; nervous system development. Gene Ontology annotation, cellular component: nucleus; transcription regulator complex.
UUUUCCUAAGGUAACUUCAAAACCGGUUUGAUUCCAUGGUGGGAAUCGCCUACUGUAGAGAUCUUGCUGCAGGUCAGACUAUCCUCAGAAAUGUUAAUCCUCUCUCUCUCUCCUCUCUACCUCUCUGCUGUUACAGGAGACGCACACCCUGCAUGUUACAGCCAGAAUACAGGAUCUAUGAACUCAACAAGCGACUGCAGAAUUGGACCGAGGAAUGUGACAACCUCUGGUGGGACGCUUUCACUGCUGAGUUUUUUGAAGAUGACGCAAUAUUAACGGUGGCCUGUUGUCUGGAAGAUGGGCCCAAGAGAUACACAAUUGGCCGGACCCUUAUCCCCCGGUAUUUCCGCAGCAUCUUUGACGGGGGAGCAACAGAUCUGUACUUUAACCUGCGGCACUCGAAGGAACUGUUCCACGGUAACCUAGUGAUCCUGGACUGUGAGCAGAGCAGUAUGGUGUCCCUACACAGCAAACCCAUCUUCACCAAGGUGUGUACAGAAGGCCGGCUCUACCUGGAGUUCACCUUUGAUGAUCUGAUGCGGAUAAAGAACUGGCAUUUUAGCAUUCGCAAAAAUGGGGAGCUGCUGUCUCGUGGGCUCCUGGCAGCACACGCCCAGGAUCCUGCAAUGCUGGAGCAAUUGUCUAACAGCAUCACCCGGUCCGGCCUGUCAAACUUCACACUGAAUUACCUCAGACUCUGUGUCAUACUGGAACCAAUGCAGGAGCUGAUGUCCAGACAUAAAACCUACAGCCUGAGCCCCCGGGACUGCCUGAAGACAUGUCUGUUCCAGAAGUGGCAGCGGAUGGUGGCACCUCCAGCUGAACCCGUCAGACCCCCGACAACCAAGCGGCGAAAAAGGAAGCAAUCAGGAGGGAACGCGGCGGGUGCUGGCACAGCCAUUAACAGCAAGAAGAAGAGCAGCCCUGCCACAGGCUUCAGUCUGGCCACUCAGGUACCUAUAUAAAGCUAAGUCUAGGUUCCCCCACGUGAAGAAUAGAGGCAGUGGGUGAGGUACUGGAGGGCUGCUCGCACCUGGACCUGAACACCAACAUUCAGCAGGGCCUUGAGGAGCGGAGGAGCACACAAACAGCUCAGUCACUGUGAGGGCAGCCGCCAAUUGACAUUUGUACUCUCGUUCCACUCAGCAAGCAGUCGCCAAUGGGGCAAGUGAACAAGGGCAAGGAAAGCUGAUGGGAGAGAAGUGGUGUUUCUCUUUACGUUGUCACCGUAGGUAGCCAAGAAAGUGGUUCAGAGUCAAAUAGCCUUUGCUCAGUCCUGUCCUCCUGUGAGGGUCCCACUCUGUGUGAGUUGCAGAACCAAUUCCACUCCCAGUAAGUACUGACACAGACCCCUUUAGGGGGAGCUUAAUCCUCCCAUUAGCAAAACCCACUAAAUGUCAAAAUCAAUUUUCACUGAUUACAUUGGGCCGUGGAUGGCACUUGUUCCCAUUCAUAUUUACGCAUGUACAAAAAGGCUUUUUUUUUAAUAUAUGUAGAAGUCCUGAAAAACAUAAUCAUCUUUCAAACAUGAAAAAAAUUUGACGUUCGCCUUGAAGUCACUACACAAAACCCUAAACCCCUCGCCGUGCGGGAGAUUAAUUAGAAACACCCUCGACGACGACAGCUCCUCUUCCCAAUUCUUCUGUGAACUAGAACGCAUGAACUCCCCUCCCCAGUGCAGUGUAGCAUUAAAGUCUGCAGACCUCAGGGAAGUAAUAGCUUGUAUAUUUUGCUCAUCAACCUUCCUAGACCAUUGCUUGUCCUUCCACUGUACCCCAUCCAGGCAGUUUGCUCUAACAAUCAUGGCCACCACAUCUGACUUUAGGCUAGUGUAAGUUUUGGGGGUGAAAGCACUUAUUUUCUGCCCUGCUGUCGGCUGACGUUUGUUCUGUGACCUGAUUGCGUGACGCUGUACACUGUUCAGACUUUUUUUAAAAAAAACAAGGUUUGGAUCAGCAAUAUUUUAAUUGACGACGUUCUCUUUCCCAAAUAAUCUUUGAAGGAUUUUAUCAAAAAAAAAUAACCAAAGCUGGUUCUUUAAACAAUUCAGACAGAGGGUUUGUAGUAGAAUCUGCUCUCUCCGCUGGACGCUAGCAGCAGCAGAAGCUGUUGAAAAGUUCUGGGUGCAGAUGGAUUUGUCCUCCUUCAGCCAGAAGGUCCCCACUGGCCUCAGCACCGCUAUGUGAUUAGGAUCCCUCGUUGAAGAGAACUAACUGACUGAUUGACAGUGAGGUUGAGCCUGGGAUUUGGGCUGUUGUGCAGCAAUCUUAACGAUGGGGAGCCAGGAGAAAGCAGCUUUCACCAAUGCCCUCAUGGAUACGUAUAGGAACACUACACUAUAGUACACUACUGACCUCUGGAAAUUGAUCAGAUUCUCUGACAAGCCCGACACUCAUUGAGACUGGAAUUUAAUGGAACAAUGACUUCAUGACCAAUCACUCUUUUGGUGGCUUGUCUUUCCCAUCUGGUCAGGUGCUGGUUGAGGUGGGAGGUUGAGUGACUAGGUGUCAUUCCUUUCUCUAUCGAUGUGAGCGUGGUUCUGGAAACGGGCGAGUUGCCAACGGUAGCAGCUUCGGAGCUUUUAGCGAACGUGUUUUUUUUUUCUUCCGAUGGGUUUAAUAAUGAUAAUCCUCUUCAUGUUAGUGUUUGGAGUUCAACUGGGAUCGCAACCAAAGUUGUCUUCCAUCUGUCUGUGUGUGUGAACACAUUGUUAACCAAUAUGGAAUUGAACCCCUUUGUAUUUGCCUGAUAAAUGUACCUUACCUGCUUGAAAGGCACCCUCAAUGUUUGCCCGCUGACUGUUUUGUGCAGGACCUCGCUGUGAUAUCUUCAGCAUGUUGAUGGCACAAUCAAGAGACUCUUCAGCAAAGCAGCGCAUCUUCACUGAUCGUUUUGAUUCCUCAGUUUAUUUUCUUUCCCCAGGUUGAGUUUGCAACAGAGGAGUGUGUGUGUGUGCGCUCCCAACCUUAGGAGGUGUUACACUCAAUGACGCUUAGGAUGUGACCUAUAGUUUUGCCCACAAAAUAUACAGUCAAUUCACUUUACAGUAUAUUCUGU